UGACAGCAACACUGCUGAUGAGUAAAAGGAAAACAGAGUGAAUACAACAACGUCAAUGAAAUAUCGAAUCAAUAAAAAGUGAAAUUAUUCUAUUUUGAAGUCCAUGUCACUGAAAACAAUUUAAUCAAUUAGCUAAACCGAGGACGAUAAAAUGGGGAAUCAGCUUGUGGGUGUUGCACCAUCACAAAUUUACCCAGUUGAACAUUAUUUAAUGGGCUCAACAUUCGAAUCGGAUCUACAAUAUGAAUCCAGUAUGGGCAGUACACGAUUCUUUAAGGUAGCCCGAGCCAGAUCGGAUGAAGGAUUAGUUGUGGUAAAGGUGUUUGUCAAACAUGAUCCCAGUCUGCCGCUAGAGGCCCAUGCUGAUCGAGUGGAAUUUCUGAAGAAAAGUUUAGCGAAUGCAGUGAACUGUUUGCCGUUUCAGAGAGUUGUUUUAACCGAAAAGGCUGGACUGAUCAUGAGAGAAUAUGUUAAGCAUAGUCUCUAUGACAAAGUGUCGACACGACCAUUUCUAACCACUUUGGAGAAGAAAUGGAUCACGUUUCAGGUUCUGUGUGCACUGCAUCAAUGCCACAAACAGAAAAUAUGUCACGGUGAUAUUAAGUUAGAAAAUAUUUUAAUUACGUCCUGGAAUUGGAUUUUGCUCUCUGAUUUUGCAUCGUUUAAGCCAACUUAUUUACCAGAAGACAAUCCAGCCGAUUACACAUACUUCUUUGACACAAGUCGCCGAAGAACGUGCUACAUUGCACCUGAACGAUUCGUCAAGUCGUUUUCGUCGGACGCAACAAAUGCGCAGAAAAAUCUAAUCGGCGACAGUUCGCUGAUGUCAGAAUCAAUUGUUGACCAGUCGGUUCGAGAUGGUCCAUGCUACACCGGCAAUCUGUUGCCCGAAAUGGACAUAUUUUCAGCUGGAUGUGCACUGCUCGAAUUGUGGAGCGAGGGUACGGCUCCGUUCGAAUUUUCUCAACUGUUGGCCUAUCGGGCUGGAGAGUCCGAACUGGUUAAGAAACAUCUCAAAGGCAUCGAAAAUGAAAAUCUGCGGAAUUUGAUUGCAUCGAUGAUCAGCCGAAAUCCCAAAGAACGGAAAUCGGCUGAAAUCUAUCUGGAUCAGGAACGUGGAAGAUUAUUUCCCGAAUAUUUCUACUCAUUCCUGCAGUCAUACAUGCAAAUGAUCUCAUCCAUUCCAUUGAAAUCGGCCGACGACAAAAUUAUGUGCUUGCACUCGGACAUGGACUCCAUCAUACAUAUGCUGACAAACCAUAACAAAGACAUAAAUUCAUUGGAUCUGACGGUGGACAAUGACGGACUGAUCAUUAUAACGACUGUUGCUACAUCGUGCAUACGAGGCUUACAUCAUUGCAAUUCGAAGCUACUGUGUCUGGAGAUUCUGCAACAGCUGGCUAUGUACACGACAUCUGAAACUAUUCUGGACCGCAUUCUACCGUACAUCUUGCACCUGGCCAACGAUUCAGCCCAACGCGUUCGCGUCAAUGCAUUGCAUACAUUGACGAACUGUUUGUGUUUGGUAAAGGAUCUACCACGAAGCGAUGCUAACGUUUUCCCCGAAUAUGUGCUGCCAUCCAUAGCACCUUUAGCUACCGACAGUUCGGUUAUGGUUCGGGUGGCCUAUGCAAAAAAUAUUGCAAAUCUGGCUGAAACAGCCGUUCGUUACUUGGAACAGACCCAAUUGAAUAGUCCAACUGACAUGCCGGCCCAUCGCUACGAGUUUGAGUUGAGUGCUCUGCACGAAAUGUUGACACUGACGGUGUCCAACUUAUUGACCGACUCACAGGCGAUUGUAAAGCAAACGCUCAUUGAAUCUGGAAUUACGAAACUUUGUGUGUUUUUCGGACGGCAGAAAGCCAACGACUUAAUUCUCUCUCACAUGAUCACCUUUCUGAACGAUAAGGAGGACAAAAAUCUGCGCGGAUCAUUUUUCGACUGUAUUGUCGGUGUUGCAGCUUUCGUCGGAUGGCAGUGCUCGGACAUACUAAUUCCAUUAUUGCAACAGGGCCUAACCGAUCUGGACGAAUUCGUUAUUGCGAAAUCGAUUCGGGCGACGACAGCAUUGACCGAACUCGGUUUGAUUCAGAAGACUGGCCUCGCCAAAUUCAUAUCGGACUGUGCGUGCUAUCUGAACCAUCCGAAUCUAUGGAUUCGACACGAAAUUUGCGGUUUGAUAUCAACGGCAGCGAGAACGUUUGGUGCUAUCGACGUACAGUGUAAAAUUAUGCCAGCUAUCAGUUAUCACCUACGGACACCGUUAAUUCAAGUGGAAAAGACGGAAAUUCUGUUCGAUUGUCUGAACAAACCGAUACCGCGGAACAUUUACGAUACCGUUGUCAAGUUCUCGGAUAUUGGUCAGUUUAUGGCAAUUUUGGAAAAGAGGAAAGAGGCUCGAUCGUCUGCAGCGGACGGUGUUAUAACACAACAUGGUGAAAUGAGCGACUCAUUGCGAACGUUUUUCAGGCGACUGAAGUCCGAGUCAUUUAAUGAAUUGGCUGAAGCCCAGCUGUUGUCGAUAAAAUCUUACCUGUUGAAAUUGAACAAAUACAAAUCAGCCGAAGUGGGACGAACCAAAGAGAAAGAUGGACGGAUUUGUUUGGACGCAACUCCCGAAAUCUGUCACGAAUACAUUUUGGCUGACAAGAGUCGAAAGUCGGGCAAGCAGACCGACAGCGAUCAAAAUUCCGACUGGCAUCACAUGUUCACAAUCGAUCAGUCGGCGACACCAUCACCACCCACCAACGAUUCGGUCGGUAUCGGCAAUAGUCCACUAUCGUCAGCGACACAUAUGCCGGCAACGCCUUCGUCAUCGUUGGUGGAAUAUAGUAUGCCGGAGCGCAGCUUUCUGCAAGAGAAAACAUCGCAGUGCCGCAAAGAAUUGGAAACACUUCAGAAACGGAUCAAAAUGCGACAUCAGCAAAUGUCGUCCAUACAGGACUUUGAUUCAUCCAUGUACGUGAAGGAUCUGACCCCGAAUUGGAGAUUAAAGGGAACGUUGGUGGCCCAUUUGCAUGAACACAAAUCGGCCGUUACCAAACUGGCCAAUCUGAAAGCGAAUGGCAAUUUCUUUGUCAGUGGCAGUACGGACGGUACCGUUCGCUUGUGGGACUGUAACAAACUGGAUGGCUAUCAAAGCAUCAAUCGGUCGCGUCAAAUAUACUCAGCAAAUAUUCCAAUCUAUUCGAUGGCUGCUUGUGAUUCCGGUCAAUCAUUGGCUGUUGCUGGUAGAGAUGGCACGAUUUUGCUGUUACGAAUAGAUCCGAACUCUUCGAAAAUGGCAUUACAGGAGGCAAAACAUUUAGAUAAACCGAUGUUAAGCGGGGAAGUGGAUUAUGGUUCGGUUGUCGAUAUGCAGCCACUGGACCAAGGUAAUCAAAGUCUCAUCGUUUAUGCAACUCUCUACGGUGCUAUUGUUUGCUGGGAUCUACGAAUGCCAACUAAUGCUUGGCAAUUACAAAGUGACCUAACACAUGGUGUUAUAACAUCGUUUUGUGUGGACCCUACGAGCUCGUGGCUAGCCACUGGAACAAGCGGUGGAAAGCAUAUUUGCUGGGAUCUACGGUUUCGCUUAUCUAUCGCCACAAUUUCGCAUCCAUUCACAUCGAGAAUCCGUAAGGUAGCACCUCAUCCAACGGAACCAUCAUGGUUGAUAUCAGCAUCGCAUGGAAAUAACGAAGUCUCAAUUUGGAAUAUCGAAAGUGGCUUCAGAGAGUCUGCUCUGUGGGCGAGUUCAGCUCCACCAUUGUCCAAAGAAAGCAACAAUUAUCCACCUACCGUUUGUGGCAUAGUAACAGGAACGGUUGAUCGGUCACCGUUUAUUAUAACCGGUGGAUCAGAUCAACGGAUUCGCUAUUGGGACUUAGCCGUUCCUGAAAACAGUUCGCUCGUUGUACCUGCCGCUAGAGACGUGUCCGAUCCGGGAUUCACGUAUAGUGAACAACGCAUUGAUGGCACCCGCGUCUUAAUCGAAAAACAAAAUCCAAUUCUAUCCUCAACGAUAGCCAGUGGUGGUGCAUCGAACAUAGCAAGAAGUUCGGAGGAAGAGCAACCGCGUUCCGGUCCCGAUUCGCCAGCACCAGGUCAUAACGAUAUGGUUACUGACAUGUUAAUGUGUAAAACGGCGAAACAAAUGUUUGUCGCGAGUAGUAGCCGUGACGGUGUGAUCAAACUAUGGAAGUAAUGUUUAAUGUAUUGUUGGAUGUGACAGUGUGAUGUGACGGCUUGUCACAAGUCUGUGACGAGUCUUAUUUUUUUAUCAAUAAAUUUAUGAAAAAUUUUCCGG
Molecule: messenger RNA, 4288 nt
Organism: Bradysia coprophila
Lineage: Eukaryota; Metazoa; Arthropoda; Insecta; Diptera; Sciaridae
Gene: Vps15
Product: vacuolar protein sorting 15
Biological process (GO): autophagy of peroxisome; protein phosphorylation; late endosome to vacuole transport
Cellular component (GO): phosphatidylinositol 3-kinase complex, class III, type II; late endosome; phosphatidylinositol 3-kinase complex, class III, type I
Molecular function (GO): protein serine/threonine kinase activity; ATP binding; protein binding
Source: RefSeq, a predicted model, not a curated record